AUGAUCGGACAAGGUGGGUACGCAAUUGUGAGAGUUGUCAAGCAUAAGGUAACCGGAAGAGUGUUUGCGUUGAAGCAGAUUGCGAAAUGCGACUUCCAGCAUCCCAGUCAACUGCGAAUGGCGGUGACCGAAGCGGAGAUUUUACAUAGUCGACUGUGCGAUAGAAAGGUUCUACCUACGGGAGACAUAGCUCGGCAGGUGAUGUUAUAUGGACGUGAGUAUUUUCCAGACUUUUACGGUGCUUGGCAUGAUGCGCACUUCAUAUAUUUCCUUAUGGAGUAUUUGCCGGGUGGCGACUUAAUGAAGCAUUUAAUGGAUUUCGAAAUAUUCCCAGAGGAUGUUACCAAAUACUACAUUGCCCAGCUAGCUGUAGCUGUAGGCUACCUACAUGAGACCCUAGGAUAUGCCCAUCGUGAUCUAAAACCGGACAAUAUACUAUUUGAUGUUAAUGGGAACGUAAAGUUGCUUGACUUUGGUUUGUCUAGAGCACUACCCCCUCAAGACCCCCAUACAAUGAGACGAGCGAUGACGGAGAGGUUCCGUUCUGCUGUUGGCACGCCAGAUUAUAUGGCCCCAGAGGUUCAUCGAGCGGAACAUACCCAUACCCGAACGGUUGACUGGUGGUCCUUAGGAAUAAUUAUGUACGAAAUGCUAUAUGGAGGACCUCCUUUGUCAGAUCGACACCACAGACCUGAGCAGACUGCUCGACUUAUUAGACAGUAA
This is a messenger RNA of Gregarina niphandrodes, 723 nucleotides long. Its product is annotated as putative serine/threonine protein kinase. Gene Ontology annotation, biological process: peptidyl-serine phosphorylation; intracellular signal transduction. Gene Ontology annotation, molecular function: protein serine/threonine kinase activity; ATP binding. The coding region runs from base 1 to 723 and encodes 240 amino acids. The transcript has 2 exons. The record is from RefSeq and is a predicted model, not a curated record. NCBI's taxonomy places the organism in Eukaryota, Apicomplexa, Conoidasida, Eugregarinorida, Gregarinidae.